UCCGGGCACCGCUGGAAUUCUGCCCUGCAGUGACUCUCCGUCGGGCUGGUGGCCAGCGGGGAGGCACAGCUGGACUCCGGAGCCUCUGGAAUCGCAGCACCAUGGAAUGCCCGGGGCUGGAAGGGCCCCGCUGACCCCGCUCUGUGUCCCCCCAGGGCCGCCGUCCCCACGCGCCCGUAGAGGCUCCGCAGGACCCCGCGCAGGAUGGGAGGCGCCGCUGGAUUCAUCCACACUUCUCUGGCCGUCGGCACCUUCCUGGUUUGGUGCCAAGCCCAGAGCGGCACGAGGAGCUACGGGCCGGUGUUCGAGGAGCAGCCGUCCCACACGCUCUUCCCUGAGGGCUCGGCAGAAGAAAAGGUCACCCUGUCGUGCCGGGCACGGGCCAAACCUCCCGCCACCUACAGGUGGAAGAUGAACGGCACGGAGCUAAAGCUGGAGCCGGAUUCCCGCUACAGGCUGGUGGCCGGGGAUUUGGUGAUCAGCAACCCCGUGAAAGCCAAGGAUUCCGGCUCCUACCAGUGUGUGGCAUCCAAUUCCAGGGGCACCGUGGUGAGCAGGGAAGCCUCGCUCCGCUUUGGCUUUUUGCAGGAAUUCUCGGCGGAAGAGCGGGACCCCGUGAAGAUCACUGAGGGCUGGGGGGUGAUGUUCACCUGCAGCCCCCCGCCCCACUACCCAGGUUUAUCCUACCGGUGGCUCCUGAACGAAUUCCCCAAUUUCAUCCCGGCUGAUGGGAGACGUUUCAUCUCCCAGACCACGGGCAACCUUUACAUCGCCAAGACAGAGGCGUCAGACCUGGGCAACUACUCCUGCUUUGCCACGAGCCACAUGGACUUCAUCACCAAGAGCGUCUUCAGCAAGUUCUCCCGCCUCAGCCUGGCUGCGGAGGAUGCCCGGCAGUUCGCACCCAGCAUCAAGGCCAGGUUCCCUGCGGACACCUAUGCUCUGACGGGGCAGGCGGUGACCCUGGAGUGCUUCGCCUUUGGAAACCCCGUUCCCCGGAUCAAGUGGAGGAAGCUGGAUGGGCCACAGUCCUCCAAGUGGAUCGGCAGCGAGCCCCUGCUGCAGAUCCAGCACGUGGGAUUUCAGGAUGAGGGGACGUACGAGUGUGAGGCGGAGAACGCCAAAGGGAGGGACACCCAUCAGGGCCGCAUCAUCAUCCACGCCCAGCCCGACUGGCUGGAUGUGAUCUCGGACACGGAGGCCGACAUCGGGUCCGACCUGCGCUGGAGCUGCGUGGCCUCCGGCAAACCCCGGCCCACGGUGCGGUGGCUGCGGGAUGGGCAGCCCCUGACGUCCCAGAACCGCAUCGAAGUGAGCGGUGGAGAGCUGAGAUUUUCCAAGCUAGUCCUGGAAGACUCUGGCAUGUAUCAGUGUGUGGCUGAGAACAAGCAUGGCACAGUUUAUGCAAGCGCUGAAUUAACAGUGCAAGUCUUAGCUCCAGAUUUUAGACUAAAUCCUGUGAAGCGGCUGAUCCCGGCAGCCCGGAGCGGGAAGGUCAUCAUCCCGUGCCAGCCACGAGCAGCACCGAAAGCCACUGUGCUCUGGACCAAAGGGACAGAACUCCUGGUCAACAGUAGCAGGGUGACGAUUACGGCAGACGGGACCUUGAUCCUGCAGAACAUCAGCAAAUCCGAUGAGGGGAAAUACACCUGCUUUGCCGAGAACUUCAUGGGCAAAGCCAACAGCACUGGAAUCCUCUCUGUCCGAGAUGCCACCAAGAUCACGCUGGCACCAUCCAGUGCUGACAUCAACGUGGGCGAGAACCUCACCCUGCAGUGCCACGCGUCCCACGACCCCACCAUGGACCUCACCUUCACCUGGUCCCUGGAUGAUUUCCCCAUCGACUUUGACAAGUCCGAGGGGCACUACCGGCGAGCCAGCACGAAGGAGGCCAUCGGGGACCUCAGCAUCUCCAACGCGCAGCUGCGGCACUCGGGGCGUUACACCUGCACGGCCCAGACUGUGGUGGACAGCGCGUCCGAGUCAGCCACGCUCACUGUCAGAGGACCUCCAGGCCCGCCCGGGGGGGUGGUGGUGAGGGACAUCGGUGACACCAGCGUCCAGCUGAGCUGGAGCCGCGGCUUCGACAACCACAGCCCCAUCGCCAGGUACCUCAUCGAGGCCCGGACCCUCCUGUCCAGCCAGUGGAAGCAGAUGCGCACCAAUCCCGUAAACAUCGAGGGCAACGCGGAGACGGCGCAGGUGGUGAACCUCAUCCCGUGGAUGGAUUACGAGUUCCGGGUCUUGGCCAGCAACAUCCUGGGAAUCGGGGAGCCCAGUCUGCCCUCCAGCAAAAUCCAGACCAAGGAAGCAGCACCGACGGUGGCACCGUCUGGGCUCGGCGGCGGCGGAGGUGCUCCCAACGAGCUCAUCAUCACCUGGACGCCGAUGCUGCGGGACUACCAGAACGGGGAUGGCUUUGGGUACAUCGUGUCCUUCCGGAGGAAGGGCAGCCAGGACUGGCUGAGGGCGCGGGUGCCGCACGCGGAGUCGCUGCACUUCGUGUACCGCAACGAGAGCAUCGCGCCCUACACCCCCUUCGAGGUGAAGAUCAAGGCCUACAACAGGAAAGGGGAGGGCCCCGAGAGCCUCACGGCCAUCGUGUACUCGGCAGAGGAAGAACCCAAAGUGGCUCCUUACAGGGUCAUUGCCAAGUCUGUCCUGUCCUCGGAGAUGGAUGUAUCCUGGGAGCCCGUGGAGCAGGGAGAAGUGACCGGAGUGCUUUUGGGAUAUGAGAUCCGGUACUGGAAGGAUGGGGACAAGGAGGAGGCGGCCGACAGAGUGAGGACGGCGGGGUUGGUGACAUCGGCUCACGUCACCGGCCUGAACCCCAACACCAACUACCACGUGUCAGUCCGAGCCUACAACCGGGCAGGCACCGGCCCCCCCAGCCCCUCCACCAACGUCACCACCACGAGACCUCCACCAAAAAGGCCACCUGGGAACAUCUCCUGGACUUUUUCUGGCUCCACAGUCAGCAUCAAGUGGGACCCUGUGGUGGCCGAGGCAGACGAGUCGGCAGUGACGGGGUACAAGAUGCUCUACAGGCAGGAUUCCCACUCGGCCCCCACCCUGUACCUGGCCAGCAAGAGCCGGAUCGACAUCCCCAUCCCUGAGGAUUUCACCCACGCCUUUGUCCAGAUCCGGGUGACCGGACCCGGCGGGGACGGGACCCCAGCAGAAGUUCACAUCCUCCGGAACAGCGGGACGAGCAUGAUGGUGGAGGACUCAGGGACGAGGCCGGUGCCACAUGCCGUGGUCAUCACCACCAACUCCCUGCUGAUGGUGGCCCUGAUCAGCUCCCUGGAGCUCUGACCGCGCGCCGGACACGGCUCCGGACACGCUUCCUCCCGAUCCCGCGGGAGCAAUGCAACGUUUGGCAAAUCCCACUUCGGAUCGGGGCAGCACCGCGGGGAGAGGAUUUGACCUCGUGGUUGGAAGGAAGAAAUAAAAAUCAGCUUUUUUUGUUUGGGUUUUUUUUGGUUUGGAGGAACAAAAGCUUUCGUACAAGACAUGGGUCUUUAACCGAUUAAAAGUUUUUUAAGGAAAACGAGGAAAAGGAAAAAUUUUCCGGGAAUUCUGCAGCCAACUGCCCCCUCCCCCCACUGUAUCCAUAGGUUUUUCUGCCUUAUCAAGCCAUGUAUGAGAUAACCAGACUGCGAAAUUUGACUUUUUUUUUAACUCUGUACAGUGAAUUCCAGGGGGGACGGGGACUGAGGAGUUCAGGGAGCAGCAGCGUGUUCCACACCCACCCCAGCACAGCCAGCUCGGAGCAUUUCUGGGACAGGAUCGAUCCCUUUUCCCACAAAAAAGAGCCAAAUCCUGCAGGAACCAGCCCAAGGAGACAAAGCCACAGGAGGAUCGAGCUCUGCCCCAGCCUGAGAAGCUUUUUUUACACCUCUGGUGUUCACUUGUCUGAGCGGUGAGGUGCACAUUCCGUGUUUUCCCGUGUCCCACGUGCUUUUGGGGUGGAUUUGUCACCCUGUUUGCUUCUUCCUUUUCCAUUUGGGGAGAAGGGGAAAUGGAAAAGGGGAUACUUUUCCAGAAUCCCGAAUUCGGGCAGCUCUGCCUAAAAACAGAGGUGUCCAUAAAUCCAAUUUCAGAGGGGCUUCAAGAAGGAAUUUUUAAAAAACGACAAAAUUAAAACAAAAACUGGAGACUCGAGGAAGCCACCGCUACAACGACGAGGAAAAUUCGGACUUGGAUUCACCUCCCUGCACUGAGAAUUCAUCCAGCCAAACUUCCAGGCUUGGAUUGGGGCUGCAGAGGUUGAGAUCCAGCCAGGAAGCAGCUCUGGAUUCCAGCUCUGAGGCUCAAUGGCUGCCGGACAUCCCAAGGAAGAAGUGGGAUGCUGAGAAGCCCCCCUGCUCUCCAGAGGCUGGGAAAAGCAGGAAUGCUGAGCUGACACUCACAGGACUGGUUGGGAAUCGAUGUUGGGAUUGAAAUCUCUGUCUCCCAGUAAAGCAGUUGACCAAAGUUAA
Messenger RNA from Corvus hawaiiensis (hawaiian crow), 4481 nucleotides. RefSeq names its product contactin 2 (gene CNTN2). NCBI's taxonomy places the organism in Eukaryota, Metazoa, Chordata, Aves, Passeriformes, Corvidae. The coding region runs from base 205 to 3315 and encodes 1036 amino acids. Gene Ontology annotation, biological process: brain development; cell-cell adhesion. The transcript is spliced from 22 exons. Gene Ontology annotation, molecular function: cell-cell adhesion mediator activity. The record is from RefSeq and is a predicted model, not a curated record.